AUGACUUGUGAAAUUGACCGACUAAUUAACGACUACUUGGACUGUAGUUUGACACUAGAAGCUAUCGAAUACUUCUCAAGUGACAUUCAAGUACUUUUUGAAUUCAUCAUCCAACUCAAAGAGGUGCUGAGAAAUGUCUUUAACGCAGAACAACCAUUCUUAUUCAGUGAAAUGUCAUUUGCAAUCCAAAGUGACUCGGCGUCCCCAAUCCCACAACUCAAAGUGUCUUCAUUAGGAUUUUUAUUGCCACACUUCAUUAAUGGCGUGAAGACAAUAGUCGGAGUCACUCCUUUUAUAAUGCCAACUAUUCUUCCUCAAACUAUAAUGUACUCUGACAUCACCACCCGAGUCGAAAUAUACUCAUUUAUGAUGUUCUUGUGCAAAUUACUCUUCCAAAAAAUUCCGCCAAGUCUUCAAGAGAUGUCCGCUCUCAACUUUGUCCCAACAACUGACGCGACAAACAUUUCACCUCCAACUCUCUUUCUCGAAAAGUUAUAUAAACACCGUUUAACAUCGUUUCCUAAAAUAUUGCAGGAGAUGAAACAAACUCCAUUUUUUAUUCAGUGUUUCAACUUCAAACACAUUCAACCCGAAGAAACGACAGAUGUGUUUUCUUUGUUUGACAAAUCAACGACAAGAAGAGUUGGGAAAGGGUCGUACGGGUGUGUGUUUUCUGCGUCUCAUGCGAACAAUUACUAUGCAAUCAAAGAGUUUUCACAGGAGGACGUUGCCUUGAAAGAAGUGAGAACGAUGUGUAUUUCGCGACAUCCGAAUAUUGUCACCUUAUUCAAAUUUAUGAAGUCAAAACAGUCCAUUAAAGGGACUUUGAACCCAAGCGAGAUGGUUGAGGGUGACGAGUUUUACUACACUGUGAUGGAGUGUUCUGCAUAUGGUUCUUUGUUUGAUUUGAUUAAACAGAAUGAACAUGGACUCUCCAUUGACUAUAUCAGACAUUUUAUGAAUGAUAUUAACAACGCAAUGCACUAUAUGGUUUACACUCGACAGUUGGUCCAUAGAGACUUAAAGACACAAAACAUUUUAGUUUUCCAAGACGCCACUAAACCCAUCGGACUCACUUUGAAACUGUGCGACUUCGGGUCUUCGCGACUCAUUGGAGAUAACUCGUUUGAUACCAUUUUUGUGGGUUCAAACCACACGAACCAACCCGAAAUAUCACACGGUGUUAUUUAUGAUGAACGAUGCGACUUGUUCUCUAUCGGAGUCGUUUUGUACGAAAUGAUCACUUGCAAAGUGCUCGUUGUGCCGCGAAGCCCUAAUAUCCCUAUAGAAAAUUUCUAUAUGUUUUAUCAAAACGCAAUUAAUGAUGUGGUCAAAGAACGAAACACCUACGUCGCAGGUAGUGAAUUGAGAUUCGACGUGUUGCUCGACUUAAUAAGAAGACUGUUUGUCGAAGAAAAAAAUCGCAUGACUUGGGACCAAUACUUCCAACACCCCUUUUUUACCGGACUCUAA
Molecule: messenger RNA, 1473 nt
Organism: Entamoeba invadens IP1
Lineage: Eukaryota; Evosea; Mastigamoebida; Endamoebidae
Product: serine/threonine protein kinase 17A, putative
Exons: 2
Coding region: 1-1473 (490 amino acids)
Biological process (GO): autophagy; peptidyl-serine phosphorylation
Cellular component (GO): cytoplasm
Molecular function (GO): ATP binding; protein serine/threonine kinase activity
Source: RefSeq, a predicted model, not a curated record